GAUUGGGGGUGUCUCCGCCCCUAAAGUGCUCCCUAAGAAUGCAAACGAUUUGAAAUUAGGGAUUAUUUCAUUCCUUGUAUCUCUACCCUGGAUGCCUGGCACUUAGGAGGCGCUUAAAAAUGCAAAAAUUGAUGGUGGAUCUUUGCAUUUAUCCGUGUGAGAAUUCCUUCCAUUAGUGCAGAUUUCAACCAAUCCAUGCCUUCUCAUCCUUUUCGAUUCUUAGAGGAUCCCAUCCAAGGGGCAAUUAUGAACGAAGAGCACUUUGUAAACAUUGACUUAAAUGAUGACAACAUUUGCAGUAUUUGUAAACUGGGAACAGAUAAAGAAACACUUUCCUUCUGCCACCUUUGUUUUGAGCUAAAUAUCGAAGGAGUACCAAAAUCUAAUCUCUUGCAUACCAGAUCAUUAAGGGGCCACAAAGAGUGCUUUGAAAAAUUCCAUUUGAUAGCCAACCAGGAUUGUCCUCGAUCUAAACUCUCCAAAAGCACUUAUGAAGAAGUCAAAACUAUAUUUAGCAAAAAGAUAAAUUGGAUUAUACGGCACGCCCAGAAUAAGGAUGUAGAGUCGGAUCCUGAUGGUCCCAAAACUUCCCAGCGACCACUUUUAAAUUUUAGACAUAAGUCAGAUAGAAAGUUAUUACCACAGUUUGAUUCCCAAGUACCAAAGUAUUCUGCAAAAUGGAUAGAUGGAACAACAGUGAACAUCUCAAACCAUGCACAAAGAAUUUUGGAGCAGAGUGAAUCUGCAAGCUUCGGGCUUGAUAUGUUGCAAGAUUCAAGUGCCCCUUUCUGCUAUAAUAGUGUUUUGUGGUCUCAUUGCCAGCAAACUCAGAAAAAAGAAGCUUCUGUUUCAGACAUUGGUGACCAGAGACAACACACUUAUUAUACAAGAGAACAAUUGAGUUCAAUGAGUCUUGGUGAGGUAGAGCAGCUGAAUGAAAAGCUUCACCAACAAAUCCAAGAAAUUUUUGAGCAGCUGACAUACCAAGUACAGGAAAAGGAUUCUUUGGCUUCAGAACUCCAUGUCCGACAUAUUGCCAUCGAACAACUACUUAAGAAUCAUUCCAAGUUGCCAUGUCUUCAAGCGGGGAGACAAGGAACAAAGUGCAACCUUUCCAUAAGUAACUGAACAAGACUCAUACCUAAUUAAUUCUGUCAAUUCAUUGGUCAGUUGUGGAGACUUCUAAUAAGUGUGUUGGAAAGUUGUUGCAUCCUUUUGAAAACAUUUGGAAUCUUUUCAACAGCAUUCCAUCUAUUUUAAGUAAAGUUUUAAAAAUAUUUUUUUCUCCCCAUUUACAUGUAAAAACAAUUUUCAACAUUUGGAUUUGUGGUUUUUUUGUUUUGUUUUGUUUUUAAAGUUCCAAAUUCUAUCCCUCUUUCCUCCACCCAGCCUGGGAUAGUAAGCAGUCUGAUAUAGAUAUUAUACACGUGCAAUCAUGUAAGACAUUUCCAUGUUAAUCAUUUUGUGCAAGAAGAC
This is a messenger RNA of Phascolarctos cinereus (koala), 1476 nucleotides long. NCBI's taxonomy places the organism in Eukaryota, Metazoa, Chordata, Mammalia, Diprotodontia, Phascolarctidae. The record is from RefSeq and is a predicted model, not a curated record.